Micropterus salmoides (largemouth bass) is the source of this 4340-nucleotide messenger RNA. It is a transcript of the gene gpr19, whose product is annotated as G protein-coupled receptor 19. The record is from RefSeq and is a predicted model, not a curated record. Gene Ontology annotation, biological process: G protein-coupled receptor signaling pathway. Gene Ontology annotation, molecular function: neuropeptide receptor activity. Bases 408 to 1670 code for a protein of 420 amino acids. NCBI's taxonomy places the organism in Eukaryota, Metazoa, Chordata, Actinopteri, Centrarchiformes, Centrarchidae. The transcript has 2 exons. Gene Ontology annotation, cellular component: plasma membrane.
UGCUGGAGAGGACGCAGGUUUAAGUCGCCCCCUGCUGGCUGCUAGAGAGGACGCAGCUUUAAGGAGCUUCUUCCCGCUUGUGCCAAACACCAGUCAUGUGAUCACAUUAGCACCUCGUGAAAAGGCAUCUCUGUGAUUCGGGGUGAAAAAAAAUUUGUUGUUGAUUUGUUUUGCAAGGUUUGUCAGAAAACCUCCCUCCUCUUCUUCAUCAGCUGCAGCUUCAUCCUCCAGCAGACACGGACAAACAUACAGGUGGUGGACAGACAGACAUGAUGUCUGCUGCCCUCACGGACCUCCUCCUCUUCCUCCUCCGGGCUGCUGCUGCUCGUCUCCUCCAAGAUGAACAAGAUGAAGCGUCUCUUCCUGUUCUGCUCUGAAACGCUCCUCUCUGGUGCAGCAGUCUAGCUAUGGUGUAUGCCCAGUCAUCAAACACAGUUGGUGUCAAUCCCUCCUUUUAUUCUCCAUCUUUCACGUAUCAGAUGUCAUUUAACUACUCUGAGAGGGAAAACUCGACUGUCCUGGCAACCUUACCCACAACUCCCCUUUGCAGCCUCGAGGGCUCAUCUUCCAGCCAGCCGAACAGGACCUCUGCCUCGUACGAGCUGACUUCAGGCGAGGUCGCCGUCCUGGGCUUGGUGUUCGGGGUGCUCUGGCUGGUCUCCAUCCUGGGAAAUGCCCUCGUCUGCCUGGUCAUCCAUCGGAGCAGACGGACUCAGUCCACCACCAACUACUUUGUGGUGUCAAUGGCGUGUGCAGACCUGCUCAUGAGCCUGGGUUGCGCCCCCUUCAUCCUCCUGCAGGUCGCCUCAGGACGAUGGCCGCUGAGCGCCCCUGCCUGCAAGGCUGUGCGCUACCUGCAGCACCUCUGUCCGGGUGUGCAGGUCUAUGUCCUGCUUUCUAUCUCUGUAGACCGCUUCUAUACAAUCGUCUACCCCCUCAGCUUCAAGGUGUCGAGAGAGAAGGCGAAGAAGAUGAUCCUGGCCUCGUGGCUGUUUGAUGCAGCCUUCGUGACGCCCUGCCUCUUCUUCUAUGGAUCCGCAUCUACAGACAUCAGCCAUUGUGACUUUUUCCUUCCGGACAGCUGGGGCAGUAUAGCCUACGCCGCGGUUCACCUCCUGUUUGGUUUUGUGGUCCCAGUGGCGCUGAUCGUGUCAUUCUACCAGCGGGUGGUCCGCUACAUCUGGAGGAUCAGUGCUGAUGGACACACGGUGCGCCGGACAAUGAAUAUCGUCCCACGGACUAAGGUCAAGACCAUCAAGAUGUUCCUCAUGCUCAAUUCAGUUUUCUUCCUCACCUGGACGCCCUUCUACAUCUCCCAGCUGUGGCACCCGAGGGAGUCUGAUGGACCCGGUAGGCAGGGGCUGCUGUUCUUCACAGCCAUCGCCUGGGUCUCCUUCAGCUCCGCUGCGUCCAAGCCAACCCUGUACUCGGUCUUCAAUGCAAACUUCAGAAGGGGCAUGAGGGAGACCUUCUGCAUGUCAUCCAUGAAAUGCUACCGCAGUAACGCGUACACCAUCACGGCAAGUUCCCGGAUGGCCAAAAAGAACUAUAUUGGCGUGGUGGACAUCCCAGUGCAAGCAAAGACGGCCCCCGAUACAUUUGACCGAGAUGUAAAGGAAAAGAAAGUAGCCUGGCCCACUAAUGCCAACCCUCCGAAUACUUUUGUCUAAGUGAGUUUGGACGGUUUUGAAACUGUGGAGAUACAAAAAUCUAAAACUUUUCUCUUCAACAGCACAUCAGUGUUGGCAUGUGGGCUAGCUGGAGACUAACAUGAUAGCUUGUAUUCAACUAAGACAAAAUCUCCCAGAAACAGAAUGCGUUCAGUUUGUAUAAAGGGCUCUUUUCUGACGUAACACACCUUUUGGCAGCCGUUUGAGGUUCUCUACAGCUGUGAACAGCUAGCCGUUUUUAUACUUUUAAUCAUAAUUUAUUUCUGUGCUGUGUUUUGAUGGACCGUUUUGCCACUGAUGCAUCGGAGUUUGUGUUUUUUUUCAGCUUGUUAGCUAGCUAACCAUAGUCUGAGGCCAUCUAUCAGUGACCUGUCAAUGCAUCUGAUUUGCUGCAGUAAUGUGUGUGGUAGAAGCUAACGUUAGUAGUGGCUACUAGCCGUAUGUUAACGUUAGCAUCGUCUGCUUUGCAGUGUAUUCUGGCUGACUCAUCUCAAAGACUCACGGUGUUUGUGUUUAAUAAAGAGUAACGGAGAUGGUAAGAGUUGAAAAGUGGGAGGAGGUUCAGGAGUAUUCAGGGUCAUUUUUGGCAAAGGCUUAGACGUGUGCUCAGCUAAGGGAGAGCGUAGCUGAAGAUUAUACCUUUGUAGAAACCUGAUAAAACAUUCAACUGUUUAAGUCUCUUUAAAAUUCCAGAUCAGUUUUAGAUGAGUUUGGCAACUACACAUUUGGCUAAAACACAUAUGCAAACUCUGGAAUAUAUUCAAGGACAGGCCGUUUUUUCUUUUUUUUAAGGCCAAUGCUUACUUUUCAAAAUCAUACUGAAUAAAAUAUCUGCACAUGGCAAUUACAGUACGGUUAAAGGUAGGAAAACACUGUGGUUACAGGAAAUAAACUAUGGUUAAAUUAAGGGCUAGGGUUAAGGGAAAGAUUGGGGUUUGUAAAAAAGCCUACAUGAAUUAAAGGUCUGUGUUAUAGGUCACCAAACCAGUUCCAUGUGGUGUUUUAUCACAAUCAGCUUCAAGCUCUUCAAAAUACUACUUAUUUAUUCAUCACAGUUUUGUCACAUUGCACAUGUAAGUAAGUAGUGUUGUCGUACUCGAGAACGGUCUUAAGACCACUUUUUGAUGGUCUUGUUCUCGUCUCAGACUCGACCGCAUUUAUUCUUGGUCUCGGACAUUGAGGACUUGGGAUUUUAUUUCAAGACCAGUCAAGACCAUAACUUUGGGAAUAUCAAUUAAUUGCUUUUGCAUUGUUUGAUUCAUUUGAAACGUAUUGCUCCAAAUGCAACCAACAACCCUAAUUAAAAAUGUGUUGUUACUGUUAACGACCGUCCCCGCGAUGGUCAGCAUGGAAAAGGAGUAUUGAAUAAAGAUGUUUACGUUGGUUUCACCUCUUAGUGUUUGUAUAUGGGUGUUUUAAUGGGAAUGUGGAUCUUUCAGAUCAAUUUGAGUACCUCUGAUCUCCCUCCACAUUUUAUUGUGCGUCAUGUAAUGUGGGGAACUGGUCUUGGUCUCUCCCUCCCUCGGUCUUGGUCCUGACUCGGUCUCAGCCCCUAAAAGUUUUGGUCUUGUCUCGGUCUUGAUAAACUCCGGUCUUGGUCUUUUUACUUGGGCUCGGUUUGGGCGGUCUUGACUACAACACUACAUGUUAGCAGGCUUCCUGUGCUGAUAACCUGCUUUACACUAGAUGCUAUAGAUUUUUUAAUUCCUGUCAGACUCAGCUGUACUUGAUUUAACAUACUAAAUAAUAACAUGGCCGCACUACGUUAACUGUUCACAGUAUGCAAAUACAUCGGUUUGCCAGCAAACAAGUUGAACCAGGCUCAACUUUUCUUCAACACCACGGCAGCAACGCAGCAUUGUUUUGUCAGCUGAACUCUAAUCAGCUGAGGCUGAACUGUAGUUUUGGAUUAUUGCUAAUAUAAUAACAUUUUAUCAUUAGCAUGUCAGUAUGCUAACACGAUAACAUGAGACAACUAAGGCGACAAUACGUCCCUCUUUUUCCCGGACAGGUCUUCUUUUUGGGACCUAAAAAAUGCGUCCAGCCAGGUUUUCUAAAUCGCCCAAAAUGUCUGGGAUUCAGCUUUUGCUUUCUAGAGUCGGAAUUCAUGUGUGCGUUUUUGCAUUGCUUUGACCUUCCUCUUUAGGUCACGUCUUCUCGCACGCCACCAUUGGCCGGUGGUGAAAACAGGACCUGCAACGAGGAGCGAGCACGUUAGCGUGCAUUAAGCCCAGAUUAAGUCCAGCUUAGAAUGACGAUAGCUCAGAUCUGUAGAGCCGAGUCUGACAGGUCUGAGAUGUUUUUAAAUGGCCGCCUUCUCAAAGAUUAGUCAUGUUACUUUCUUUUAAACGUAAUAGGGAUGUAUGUCAGACUCCACAGCGCUACAGUCUGAUCUACCUGUCCAAAGAUGAUUCUCACCUGUCUUCUCUGCUUUACCUGCUUGUAAAAAAACAUUGUGUCUUUGAAACUUUCUGUAAACUGUCAACUAUACUGUGAUUUGAAGGUCCAUGCUUUAUCCUUAAAAUGAAUUCAGUUCAAACAUGAGAUGCAUUUACAUUUCCAGUACACGUGGUUCCAAUGCUUUUGAAGUUUUGUCAAGAUAAUGUGCUAUGUACAAAUAAAUUAUUUUAUUAUUUUAAAUAAACUUAUCCACGUUAUUAAUACGUGCCA